GUUGAAGGACACACAUCCCUUGCUUCACAUUUGGGCGUUUUGGCACGAGAUGGGAGUCUUGCACCACUCACUUUUACGACUUGGCAUUAUGUUCCAAAACAAAACAAAGAUAACAUAUGGAGGGAGAUAAAGGCUCAUACGGAUGCAGAUGAAUCCAUGAAGAGAACAAUAAUGGCUUCAUUUGGAAAGAAAUGGAGAGAUUGGAAAAGUCGAGUGAAAACAAUGGGAUACAAACCCUUCAAGAAUGAUGCAGAAAGGUUGGCUCAUCGACCAGAUAGAGUACAUGAGGAUCAGUGGCGGGCUUUGGUCUACUAUUGGGGCACUCAGAGUGCAUCGAAAUCAAGCAAGAAGAAUAGAAAAAUCCGGAAGAAGAAGACAUUACAUCAUAGGACAGGCCGAAAGCCUUUCUCAGUAGUUCGACUGGAGGAGACCAAAAAGAACAAUGGGGUUCCUGCUAGUCGGUCACAGGUGUGGAUGGCCGCAUACAUGAAAGAUGGGACGUCAAAUAGUGAUUCAGUUAAUGAGGUUAUGACUCAAAUGAAUGAGUUAGCAGAGCACAUGGAGGGAUCUUCUACUGACCCUGCAGCAUUACAGGAGCAAAUCUUCACACAAAUUAUGGGCCCAGAGCGACCUGGUCGUGUUCGGACGUUUGGAUUGGGACCGUCACCCACUGAUGUUUUUGGAGGUGGAUAUAGGCGGUCACAAGAGCAGAAUCGUCUCUUCCAAACUCAAGUUCAAGAACAAGUUCAAGAGCAACUUCAACGGUAUCAAAUGCAGUUUGAGUCGAAGAUGAAUGAAGUAAUGGAGAAACAAAUUCAGGCUAUACGCACAGAUUUUCAGUCACGAAUUCAGUUUUUGGAAUCUCAAUUGCAAGCUGCAGGCGUGCCCGUUGACCCAGUUGUUGCACCAUCAGACUCAUUACAUAGGCAGCAGGUUGUGGAUUCACUUAGUAGUCAUCCCACUGUUCGGCCAAUGUCACAUCAACAACAAUCUCAUGCAUUUUCAUCCCAAGAGGUUCACCUUUCAAAGAAAGAGAAGAAGAAUAAGAAGAAGAAGAAGAACUAACAAGGUAAAAGUACUAAUAUCACUAGUUCGUGGUUUAUGUUCAUUUGAUUUGUAAGGCAUUGUUGGUUCUGAAAUUAGGGUUUUGGUUGUUAUUGUUGUGACUAGUGACUAAAUUUGGGUAUUUUUGGAGAUGGAAAAUUAAAGGGGUGACCAUUUAUGAAGUCAUCUUUGCAUUUGAAGCUUUGAAUUUGGGCUCAGGGCUUUGCUUUCAUUGUUGUACUUGAAAUCUCUCUUGCUAUGUAAUGGCUACCAAAAUGUGCACUCAGCAA
This is a messenger RNA of Camellia sinensis, 1334 nucleotides long. The record is from RefSeq and is a predicted model, not a curated record. Lineage: Eukaryota; Viridiplantae; Streptophyta; Magnoliopsida; Ericales; Theaceae.